ACACCUACGCGAUUGCUCCAUACUUUCCCAUGUAUGCCUUCAUCCUCUGCUGUAAACGCGGAUCUCUAUCGGGAGCCACCAUGGUGCAUCACUCUGGAUCCAUACAGUCCUUCAAGCAGCUGAAGGGUAUGCACACAAGUAUCAGUGAGAUUUUGAAGGAGAAGACACUGAAGUCAUCUCGCCGCAGUUUGCCAUGUCUGGCACAGAGUCAAACACAUCCUGAGAACCUCAAUCACUUCCUGUCUGUGCCUCUUAGUCCUGAAACCAAGACGUACACAAACAGCGUCAGUGCCUCUUGCACACAUAUCAAACCUUCCCCUACAGACACAGGUCAGGAUGUCUACAUGGAAGAGAGGGAGGUGGGGGAUUUUGUGCCUAAAAAGGAUGAGACGCUGCUUGUCCAGCAGAAGCCCAUGUCUAGAGGAAAACUAGAGGCUCGUGCAGACUCCAUAAAGGUAAACAAACUUGUAAACCCGUCACGAUUAAUGUUUCGAGAUGGGAAGAAACGCAUCGACUACAUAUUAGUGUACAAGAAAUCCAGUACUCAGGUGGAGAAGAGAUGUACGUUUGAGAGAAACCUGCGAGCAGAAGGUCUGAUGUUGGAGAAAGAGCCUUCAUUAACCAACAGUGAUAUCAUGUUUGUGAAGAUUCAUGCACCGUGGGACACGCUGUGUAAAUAUGCAGAGCAGAUGAACAUCAGAAUGCCUUUCAGGAAAAAGUGCUACUUUACAGACUGGAAGAAAAAGACUAUGGGCAGCCGAUUUCAGCUGAAAUGUCGUCAGCUGAAGAGCUGGCUGCCCAGGAACCCAAUGAAACUGGAUAAAGAGGCAUUACCAGAUCUAGAGGAAACCGACUGCUACACUGCCCCGUUCAGCCGGGCCAGAAUGCACCAUUUCACCAUCAACAAUAGAGAGACGUUUUUCUCGAACUCGACCAGGAGCAGAAUAGUACAUCAUGUACUACAGCGGACCAAGUACGAGGAUGGCAAGUCCAAGAUGGGUAUCAAUCGGUUACUUGGCAACAGCACAUAUGAAGCAGCGUUUCCUCCACAUGAGGGGAGUUACAAAAGCAGACACCCGAUAAAGACCCAUGGUGCUCAAAACCACAGACACCUUCUAUAUGAAAGAUGGGCGCGCUGGGGAAUCUGGUACAAAUAUCAGCCAUUAGACCUCAUACGGCGGUACUUUGGUGAGAAGAUCGGCCUGUAUUUCGCAUGGUUGGGCUGGUACACUGGAAUGCUCAUCCCUGCUGCACUAGUCGGACUCUUCGUCUUCCUCUAUGGGCUUUUCACCAUGGAUUCCAGUCAAGUCAGUAAGGAAAUCUGUGAGGCCAACACCACUAUUAUGUGCCCUAUGUGUGAAGGCAACUGCAGUUCUUGGACUCUGAGUGACAGCUGUGUCUAUGCAAAGGUGACUCAUCUCUUUGAUAAUGGAGGCACAGUCUUCUUUGCUAUCUUCAUGGCAAUAUGGGCCACGGUGUUCCUGGAGUUCUGGAAGAGGAGGAGGGCAGAGUUAACGUAUGACUGGGAUUUGAUUGACUGGGAGGAGGAGGAGGAGGAACUACGGCCACAGUUUGAAGCCAAAUAUUCCCGUAAGGAGCGAGUGAACCCCGUCUCAGGAAAAGCAGAGCCCUUCCAACCCUUCACAGAUAAACUCAGCCGACUCAUGGUGUCUGUUUCUGGUAUCUUCUUCAUGAUCUCUCUAGUUCUUACCGCUGUGUUUGCUGUAGUGGUUUUCCGGCUCAUCGCAAUGGAAAGGUUUGCCUCAUUUCAGUGGGAGUUUGUGAAGAAAAACUGGCAGUUUGCCACCUCAGGCACUGGAGUCUGCAUCAACUUUAUGAUCAUCAUGUCUCUCAAUGUGGUCUAUGAGAAAGUGGCCUACUUACUUACAAAUCUGGAACACCCACGGACAGAGUCCGAGUGGGAAAACAGCUUUGCACUUAAGAUGUUCCUCUUCCAGUUUGUCAAUCUCAACAGCUCUACCUUCUACAUAGCGUUCUUCUUAGGGAGGUUUGCUGGCAGGCCGGGUGACUAUAAUAAGCUGUUUAACCGAUGGAGAAUGGAAGAGUGUCAUCCCAGUGGUUGUCUAAUUGAUUUGUGCCUACAAAUGGGAGUGAUCAUGGUGUUGAAACAGAUCUGGAAUAACUUCAUGGAGCUGGGUUACCCACUGCUACAAAACUGGUGGUCUCGGCGUAAGAUGAAGCGUGCAGGAGAGCAGAACAACAGUAAUGAAGAGCUGCCGCAGUGGGACAGAGACUGGAACCUGCAGCCCAUGAACGCACACGGCCUGGUGGAUGAGUACCUGGAGAUGGUUCUCCAGUUUGGUUUCACCACAAUCUUCGUGGCUGCGUUUCCUUUGGCUCCUCUACUCGCUCUCCUCAACAACAUCAUUGAGAUCCGACUGGAUGCCUACAAGUUUGUCACGCAGUGGAGAAGACCUAUGCCUGCACGCGCUACUGACAUUGGUAUAUGGCAUGGUAUCCUGGAGGGAAUUGGAGUUGUGGCUGUCAUAACAAAUGCCUUCGUCAUCGCUAUCACUUCAGACUACAUUCCUCGCUUUGUCUUUGCUUUCAAAUAUGGCCCCUGUGUGGACCGUGGUUACCGGCAUGAGAAAUGUCUGAGAGGAUACUUGAACAACAGCUUGUCUGUUUUUGAUAUGAGUGAACUAAAAAAUGGAAGUUAUCAGGCAAGAUACUGCAGGUAUCGGGAUUACAGAGCGCCUCCGUGGAGUCCUGAACCUUACGAGUUCACUCUGCAGUUCUGGCACGUUCUGGCUGCCAGACUCGCCUUCAUCAUCGUCUUUGAGCACCUGGUGUUUGGCAUUAAGACCUUCAUAGCUCACAUGAUUCCAGACAUGCCAAAAGACCUGUGUGACCGCAUGCGCAGAGAGAAAUAUCUAAUGCAGGAGAUGAUGUAUGAGACAGAACUUGAGCACCUGCAGAAACAACGGAAAAAGAAUGGCAAACGUUAUCACCACGAGUGGCCUUAGUCCUGCCUGUUCAUUGUUACAAACCCACUGGAGACCUAUGUACACCACCCACGAAAACACCCCAAGACUCGAGAGUGGCAAACGAACGAUGCAACUUCCCCUGCAGCAUGAGAAAAACACAAAGGCUCAUGAUCAACCAUUCUGCGGCCUUUGAUCGCUAGCUUAAUUGACUCAUGCAUGGGCUCCCCACUUCAGAUUUUCAUUGCUGUGCUAAAACAUGGUGGAGAAGUCAAAACCUGAUCUUUGGGCCUUUAGGGUCUGGAGUCGGCAGCUGUGCUGUGAACCAAAGAGGUCACAUGACGCCUGCUUGAGAUCUCCAUUAAUCCAUAUUUCAUCCUGCUGAGGGCAUUUACACACUACUCUCACAGAGCACUUCAUGGAUAGGAAUUCGUAAGAUCUGGUUUCAAAUUAUGGAAAGAGAAAUGUUUGAAAUCAAGUGGGAAUACAGUAAAAAGGAUUUACGAAAGCACAACUGGACCUGCCUCUCUAAAAUGCUCAUUAGUCAAGGGAUCCGAGUGUGUUUUUCUGAAAAGUUAAAGACCCUGUAAAAUUGUUUGACUAGCAUUUUCUGUGUUGACGUAUUUCCUAAGAAACAGUAAAUUGGGAUGGGACAUAUCAUAUUAGAGUUCUCAACUGUCCCAUAUUAGUAGGGAUGUUCCAUGUUUUGGCUGAAAUUAUGGUGUCCCACAUAUUAGCAGCAAAACGCUCACCUCCGGUUGGAUGCCAAUACCUCCCGUACUGAAUGCAUUACAUAAUUUGCGGCCCCCAUUCCAUAUUGAAGCACUCAAAAUAGCACUCACACAAGUGUUUGUGUGGUUAAAAUUUGGCAACCCUAUAUCGGAGAGCUUGCUAGUCACUUACAGGUGGUAAUCUGGACAUCCUCAUUCUCAAGCGCAUCUAAUUGGAAAAAAAUUGGUGUUGUGUGAGAUGAGUCAUCAUCUUUUCGAAAGGUUUGGAAUAUGUGCAAUCUUUCGCUGAACACAUGUCCUUCCCAGAAUUGCCUGCAGAGGCACUGCUCUCUCCUGUCAUAAUUUUAAAUGGGAAUGGAGAGCUAGUUGGAUUGUGAACAAUGCAGAUGAAGGGCGUUGAAGUUUCUGUUUUCUGCUUGUAAACUUGAAAAUGAAACAAAAAUGUGAAAAUUUUUACCUUACCAACAUAUUUACAGAUACUAACUGAUGCCCUCUGUCUUCGCUUGCCAGCAUCUCGCAUUAUGAUUCUUGUUACAAAAGUGGUUUCUAAUUAUGGUUACCAAAUAAAAAUCAGUAGACUUUGUUUAUGCAAAUUACAUUUUUAUGUAAUAUAUCGCCAUGAAAAGAUAUUCAGAUUUACAAAUGUUUCAAUACAAUGCAUAAUUUUUCAAGGCAAAUGAAAAAAAUGAAUAACAAGUUUUGGCAAAAUAACAUGCAUGUUGUUUCUUUCAAAUAGCAUGUUCUUUCUUUGUUUUUCAUCUUUUUAAUUAACUUGUUUUUGUAAAAGACUAUGUCUUUGUCCAGAUGCCUGGUUUUGUAAUGAAUGUGAGCUUUGUAAUGAGUGUAGCUUCCUCCUAAUGCUGCCGUUUGUGCUCACUCACCUGAGCACAAAACAACUAUGUUCGGAAUUCAGC
Messenger RNA from Xyrauchen texanus (razorback sucker), 4590 nucleotides. Its product is annotated as anoctamin-3-like. Gene Ontology annotation, molecular function: chloride channel activity; protein dimerization activity. Lineage: Eukaryota; Metazoa; Chordata; Actinopteri; Cypriniformes; Catostomidae. Gene Ontology annotation, cellular component: plasma membrane. Gene Ontology annotation, biological process: chloride transmembrane transport. The transcript has 26 exons. The record is from RefSeq and is a predicted model, not a curated record. The coding region runs from base 30 to 2987 and encodes 985 amino acids.